Hordeum vulgare subsp. vulgare (domesticated barley) is the source of this 364-nucleotide messenger RNA. RefSeq lists its product as uncharacterized. The transcript has a single exon. Bases 92 to 364 code for a protein of 90 amino acids. NCBI's taxonomy places the organism in Eukaryota, Viridiplantae, Streptophyta, Magnoliopsida, Poales, Poaceae. The record is from RefSeq and is a predicted model, not a curated record.
GCAAGUUCGGUAAUACUAGAGUACUACUACACAGCGAUCACAAAUCAGCCUCCUCUGUCCAGCAACGCGGCAAGAGCAACAAGGAGAAGAGAUGGCUGGUCCGACCAAGACAUCGUGGAUGAUGGCGAUGAGUGUCGGCGCCGUGGAGGCGCUCAAGGACCAGGCCGGGCUCUGCCGCUGGAACUACGCUCUCAGGUCCAUCCACCGGACAGCCAAGUCCAAGGCUAAUAACGUCCAUGGCGGCGUCUCGCAGGGCGCGAAGCAACUUCCGGCUUCUGCGGCAUCGGUGCCGGAGAGGCGACCAGCACACGACGAGGAGGGGUUGAGGACGGUGAUGUAUCUCAGUUGUUGGGGGCCAAAUUAA